UGGCUGACUUACAUGGGGAGUGGAGUUGGACUAGCCGCUUGAAAAACCAAACCAGUUUCCGGACAUGAAGCACUUCGAGGAUAGCAAGUAAAUCAACGCAGUAGGAUUUAUUUGUUUCCUUCGGUGCAACGUGUUUAAUUUGCUAAAUUGCUCGCCAUUUUACCGUGAAGAGGUUCUCGGUGAACUCGAGUUCAAUGGAUCCCAGGACCGCUUGGAUCCAGCCGGAGCAGAAGGGACCUGCCAAUUCCCUGUGGAUGCACAUUUGGGAAACCUCUCAGGGAUUUGGAGCAAACUCCGGCAUCGACAACCACCUUCACCACCAACGCAACUUUGCAGCGCAAAAUUCAAACUCCACGGACUCAAACGGCGAGUAUUGCAAAAAUGUAGCACCGCCGCCGGGGGUUGUGUUUGGGAAACUGCCGAAGCGAGACGGCGGCGGAGACAGGGGAAGUGUCAGGAGGAAGGGCUCGUUGUCGCCGUCCUCCUCCUCGCUGGACUCGGAGGCCGAGGGCUCCUCGCCCUCCGGCUCCUCUCUGCAGAUCGACAAUUUGAACGUUGCAGAGGAAGCCAGCCGGUUUUUACACUACGGCGAGCACGAGUUAAACGAGAACAAUCUCAGACAGCAAUAUCCCCCUCCGCCUUUUCACACUGUUCAGCAACACUGUCGCAGCAUGCAACAACCACACGGCCACACCCCCACGGGGAUGAAAAAUCAGCAUGGGAACAAGCACCACCACUAUCAGUCACAUUCAUCCGGCCGCAGGAGGCAUCUGAACAGAGCCAACACUUUCCACGGCAUCAACCCGCUCCUGUCCUACGGCUGCAAUGGACACUAUAUAGACUCUUCUUGUAGCCUGUGGAAAACCAGGCGGUACAGCCCGGGCAUUAAUGGUCUGCAUGAAGAGAUAAUGGACUUUUUCAACUUCAUGUCCCCACGACCAGAGGAGGAGGCCAUGAGAAGAGACGUAGUGAACAGAAUAGAAAGUGUCAUCAAGGACUUGUGGCCCACGGCACGGGUGGAGAUAUUUGGCAGCUUCAGCACAGGACUUUAUCUGCCCACAAGUGACAUUGACCUGGUGGUGUUUGGAAAGUGGGACCAUCCUCCACUGCAGGAACUGGAACAAGCCCUGAAGAAACACAAUGUAGCUGGCCCGUAUCCCAUCAAGGUCCUCGACAAAGCUACAGUGCCAAUCAUCAAGCUUACUGACCAUCAAACAGAGGUGAAAGUGGACAUCAGCUUCAAUGUAGAAACUGCAGUGAAAGCUGCGCAGUUCAUUAAAAGUUACCUUAAGAAGUACACUGUUCUGCCACCUCUGAUCUUCGUCUUGAAGCAGUUCCUGCUCCAGAGGGAUCUGAAUGAAGUCUUCACGGGAGGCAUCAGCUCUUAUAGCCUUAUACUAAUGGCCAUAAGCUUCUUGCAGUUACAUCCUCGGAUCGACACACGACGUGCCAACAUCAACCUGGGCAUCCUGCUGAUCGAGUUUUUUGAACUGUACGGCCGCGAUUUCAACUACAUGAAGACUGGCAUCCGGGUGAAGAAUGGAGGGGCCUACCUGUCCAAGGAAGAAAUGCUGAAAGCCAUGGGGAAUGGAAACAGGCCAUCCAUGCUCUGCAUCGAAGAUCCAAUUCAGCCAGGAAAUGACGUGGGCAGGAGUUCAUAUGGCGUCCUGCAGGUCAAGCAGGUGUUUGACUUUGCCUACAUGGUGCUGAGUCAUGGAGUUUCUCCUCUUGCACGUGCUUACCCCAACAAAGAGUAUGACAGUACUUUGGGGCGCAUUAUCAAAGUCAGCCCAGAGGUGUUGGCCUACAGGGACUGGACAAUCAAAAAGUGGGGAGCCAAGCAGUAUGCCAAGCUGGAGAACCAUGAUGUAGAGACCUGUGAGCAGGACCUUGCCAGGCUGAUGCUGGUUUCUGUGGAGGAUCAGAGAGACAGUUGCUCCCCCCUCAGUGCUGACUCCCCCUCACCUUCCCCAGUCUUCCUUCCCAGUCCUCAACACCAUUCGUCGUCAUCCUCGGCAUGCUCGCUCUCCUCCUCCUCUGGAAGUGACAUAGAGUCUGAUUCUCCUCCGAGCAGUAAUGCUGCUAUCCAACUCCACCCCCUCACCCUGGCCUCAGUCCAUCCAGUAAUCCAGUUGGCUACAGACCUGAGGGCCACACAUCCAGCAGGCUUUAUCCACGCCACACCUCAGGUCCAGAUGUCCCUCCCAGAAAACCUGACCAUUCCCUCCCUCUCUGAUUGCCAGUUCUAUCAUGAGAAUCCACCUUCAAUCAGUGUUGUGCACAGUCACACAUCACAAGCUGCACAGAUCUCCCGGCACACCAACUCCACAAGCCCUCUCCCCAGCCCCCUCCACCGGCUCCACCACCCUCAGAUAGGAGGACAGCAGAGCCACACUUACACCAUAAGAUCCAAUUCCCAUGGCUCCAUCGAACCGCACAAAUUUACCUUCAAGCACAACCAAGGUGGCAGCGUCCGAGGUCAAAACCACUCUCAAGGUAACUUCAGUCCCCAGCGGCGGUUUGUUCCACAGGGUCAUAACACAGCACCGGGUUUCAGGAACCAGCAGCAGUACAACCGUAACACCUGGCGACGCAGGAAGAGGGACAAUCUUCCAGCUCUCAACCAGAGUAGAUAAGAAACUGAAGGCGCAAGAUUUGAUAUUACUUGUAUUAGAAAUGAAAGCCUCGCUCAGCCCAUCAUGAGUCUUUGAGUUGAGAAGCCGUGAAUGAUUCAUUAUAACUGUUUUUUUGUAGGGGGCUCUCAUGCACCUACAUCAUGCUGGAAUUGGAACGAUCGACUCCUGCUAGCAUUGUGCAAGCACCAAGUGAUGCUACAAGGCUCUUGCAGGAGAAGGAAGACUGUAAAAUGCUUAACUGUGGUCAUUUUGUUACAUCAGUCUGAUGCUAGUCAGAGCCCUUCCUCUAAAUUUGAUGUACACCAGCACAGACUUUGAGUUGAAUGAGUAAUUACUGAUUCCCAGACUGAGUCUUCUCACCAGUCUCACUUCCCAGCAGCUAAAGUUUGGUCAAGUAUUGAGUUCCGUGGGCCUUGAACAUCUAAGAACAUCACGUGCCAUAGUACUGAACUGGUUUGUCAAACCUGGUCUCUCUCAAAGUUGUGGGCCUUUUUCAUUUGGUCUUCUGAAUGCAACUCCCUAUUAGCACGCUUUUGAUUCAGAGCUCUUACAGCUUUGACUAUCAUCUGCGAAUUGUAUUCUGGACUGAAGCGAAGCACUACUCUCCUACCUAUGCAGCGCAACGCUGACUUGAUGUUUUUGGUGUGACGGCACAAAACGGACCUUGUCUCAAGUGCUUAAACUGUGAUGACUUGUUUGAAUGUACUAAGUGUUUCUUUUUUGUGUGUUGGUCAUUAUCUUUUGUUCUCUUGUUUUUGUCACUGAGGGAUUUGUUUGUUCACAUUGGCACUAUGUUUUUGUACUGUAAACAUUGCCACCUUAUUUUAAGUUUGUUGCAUUAUAUGCAAUAAUGACUUGCUUUUAUUUAAUUUAUUUCACAUUUUAGUUUUAUUUUAGGGGUUCUCCCCACUUAAGGUUUGCUUUUUUGAUUCUAGACUACAUUGAUCUGUGCAAUAGAUGGAUUUAAGGGCCUUGAAGGAAUGUGUUUGUGUGUGAACAGCUUUCCAGCACAAGGGGGAGCUAUGGUAUAAAAACAUGAGAAAUGUGCCAAAAAUCCCAUGAUGCCAACAUUUUACUCAUGUUUAAUUUACUAUCACAUUAUGUUCACUUGAACUUUUGCCAACUGCCUGUCCAAAUGUUUUUCCACCACUAGUUUUUAUUUCAAACAUAUCGCUCUUCUCAGUGGUUUGACCUUUAUUUGGGUGGUUUUCCUCUUGAUAGAUCUUAGGCUAUACUGGGGGAAUGCACCUUGAGCAGUGUUUACUUGUGUCAUUUCAAAAAUUAGGUUUCAAUAACAGUUGGUGCUACUUAUUACCAGCAAAGUGCUUGUUUUCUGCCUUAUAUCUCCUUUGAUUCUGUUAAAGCAACAGGUUAACUGCCUUCGUAAAUGACCAAAUUUGCCCUUUUUCCUGUAUGUAGCUGAGGCUUUCUAUCUUUAUUUCUAUAAGCACUGUCAGGGUUACUUUUAUUUUUACAUACAGCUUCUAGGUGUUUACUCCAGGAGCAGACUCCUAUUGCGGUCAGUGAUUGUUAGCAUUAGCAUCAUGUCACAUCUAUUUUUUUUUAUUUUUUAAUUCAAAGGUGAUGGUUACAAACCGGUUGUAUAAGAGGUCCCUGCAUUUCAGAGGUUUUCCUCUCCAUAUUUGAAGUCAUUAUUUCUAAAACAAGGUUUCAAAGCUACACAAUUUACACAGCAAUCCAUAUCAUGAGUUGAGCAUGGGUUGGGUUUUGGUAGAGCCAAUAACAAAACCAAACUUUGGUGAAGUCAUGUGUUUCAAGAGUCUGAUUACUGUAACACCCUGGGUACCAAACUGAUGGAUUCAACAUGAUACUACUAGCAUUGUUCCCUUGUUUUCAGUGCCCAAAUCCCCAGCUCAUAUCUGUGUAAUUGAGGAUGGGUUGUAACGUGUAAAUGACUGAUAUAUAGAUGUUUACCUUGUUUUUUAUGUAAGUUUUUCUAUUUUUUUAAUAAACAUUUUAAAAGUCCA
Seriola aureovittata is the source of this 4624-nucleotide messenger RNA. Its product is annotated as terminal nucleotidyltransferase 4A-like. Gene Ontology annotation, molecular function: poly(A) RNA polymerase activity; mRNA binding. Lineage: Eukaryota; Metazoa; Chordata; Actinopteri; Carangiformes; Carangidae. The transcript is spliced from 12 exons. Gene Ontology annotation, biological process: RNA 3'-end processing. The record is from RefSeq and is a predicted model, not a curated record. The coding region runs from base 195 to 2636 and encodes 813 amino acids. Gene Ontology annotation, cellular component: nucleolus; TRAMP complex.